AGAAGGGACACCUAGGCAGGGAGGGGCAAGGGCGCCCUCCUUUCCCGAACUCCCUUUUCCGGGGGCAGACGAAUUGGGGAAAUGGUUCCAAACAUUGCCCACUUCGGGCUGCUUUAAACGGCCUUUCUGUACCCUCCUGCUGCCAUCAGAUUCUUACACAUGCUCAUAAGCCUCCAGGACCGCAAAGGGGGCAUUGUUGUGGACGGGUGCAACGGCAGUGUCGCCCCUUUAAAUCCCUGACGCCCCGACUGCUCCCCGCCCACCGUCUUCCGACUGGAGAAAGCCCCACCCAUCCGGCCUCAACGGGAGCCUAGCGGCACCCUUUGGAAAAACCUGUGGGCGGAGCUGGGGGGGAGUGACGGAAGACAGGCGCAAUGAAAUCCUCAGGGCCCUCUGAGGCUCCACCCAUCCUUCCUGACCCGGCCGGGCUCCCUCCGGAGAUGCCGGGGCAAGAACGCGCAAGCGCAACAGCACUGCUUGGGCCCCAGCGGAAAGCACGCCCCUCCCUCAAGUCUUAAAGGGCCAGAAGCAGCUUCUACAGCUCUCGCCUUUAGGCACUUUUGGGGAGGCAGGGUGCGCAGGCGCAGUGGGAGAGCUCUGGGGUGGGGGUAGCGGUCGCGUAUCAAGUUGCUCUCUGUCCCGGCAGAAGAAACCAGGACGGUGAGGGUCCAGGUUCUAGCUUGCUCCCUCCUGUAUCAGUUGGAGGAGAAAAGUUUGUGAAUUGGGCCCCCAAGUUUUGGGGGACCCGGGCUUGCGGCGUGGGGUGACAGAGGAAGCUCUUUAGAGCUUCCCCCAUGGAGCCCACCCAGCCUGCAGAGGACCUCAGUGUGACCCAGCAGCUCCCCAUCCCAGAAUUUGGGGACCCUGAAGACCCUGGGGAUGAGGCCCCCGAUGGCUCAGAUACUGUGGUGCUCAGUCUUUUCCCCUGCACCCUGGAGCCUGGGAAUCCUGAACCGGAUGCUGGUGCCUCCUCACCUCAGGGAGGCAGCUCCCUGAAGCACUCAACAACCCUCACCAACCGGCAGCGGGGGAACGAGGUUUCGGCCCUGCCAGCCACCCUGGACUGCGACAACCUCAUCAACAAGCCGGACGAGCAUGGCUUCACCCCCCUCAUCUGGGCCUCUGCCUUCGGAGAAAUCGAGACUGUCCGCUUCUUGCUUGAGUGGGGUGCUGACCCCCACAUCCUGGCCAAGGAGCGGGAAAGUGCCCUGUCACUGGCCAGCAUGGGCGGCUACACAGACAUUGUGGGGCUGCUGCUCGAGCGUGACGUGGACAUCAACAUCUAUGACUGGAAUGGAGGGACACCACUGUUGUAUGCUGUGCGUGGGAACCAUGUGAAGUGCGUAGAAGCCUUGUUGGCCCGAGGAGCUGAUCUCACCACGGAGGCUGACUCUGGCUAUACCCCAAUGGAUCUUGCCGUGGCCCUGGGAUAUCGGAAAGCUUCCCCAUCUACGAAAUGGAGAGAUCCUAAUAGAACCAAACCCUUGGGGUCAUGGAGGGAUUCCUUUGAGUUUUAUCCCACUUGGGACAGAAAUCAUUCCUCACGGCCCCUCUCAUCCUUUAAUAAAAGUCACAAGUCACCAGUUUUGUUUGAUAAAGAUUGUUUUUAUGACUCUAAAAAGCCUCCAAAAGUGCUUUUUUACAAACCAUGGGGAAGUUGAGUUUCCUGGCUUGGGUGCCUCAAUCUUCCCAGAUGUACUCUGGGGAGAGUCUGGAUUUCCCCAUGUAUGAAGUACGUCCUCCAUCCAUGUCCCAGGGCCUGGAGAUCCUUCUUUGUGCCCCGAGAGGCAGGGUGCAGUUCUCAUGGUGGGAUACCCCAGCUCAUCCCCCAGGAAAGUGUACAAUUUGGCCGGUGCCCCUGCAGUCUCCAUUGGAUUCAUGGCCCACCUUUCCCCUGUCCUGUUUCCAGUGCAACAGGUGAUCGAGAACCACAUCCUCAAACUCUUCCAGAGCAACCUGGUGCCCGCAGAUCCUGAGUGAAGACUGCCUACUGGGGACUCAGAUACUCAGGGAACAAAACAAUUGACCUAGAACUAGCUUCAGAGGCAGCUCCUGGACAGACAGUGGGAGGAGAUCCUUCCCAGGAGGAACCAAUAAACCUUCUGUGUGCAUAA
This is a messenger RNA of Mirounga angustirostris (Northern elephant seal), 2114 nucleotides long. RefSeq names its product regulatory factor X associated ankyrin containing protein (gene RFXANK). The transcript has 8 exons. The coding region runs from base 795 to 1661 and encodes 288 amino acids. Gene Ontology annotation, biological process: regulation of transcription by RNA polymerase II. The record is from RefSeq and is a predicted model, not a curated record. Gene Ontology annotation, cellular component: nucleus. Lineage: Eukaryota; Metazoa; Chordata; Mammalia; Carnivora; Phocidae. Gene Ontology annotation, molecular function: protein binding.